Messenger RNA from Penicillium canescens, 1716 nucleotides. Its product is annotated as U1A family small nuclear ribonucleoprotein. The coding region runs from base 1 to 1716 and encodes 571 amino acids. Gene Ontology annotation, molecular function: RNA binding. Lineage: Eukaryota; Fungi; Ascomycota; Eurotiomycetes; Eurotiales; Aspergillaceae. The record is from RefSeq and is a predicted model, not a curated record. The transcript is spliced from 8 exons.
AUGCUACUUGACCUUCAACCUCAUAGCGUGAUAGCUGUGGGAGUGCUUCUGCCCGCCCUCGCCUCAAUCGCUGUGGGAUCACGGUUCUAUUCAAGGCGCAAGCUAGGCGUCUCACUUAAGGAGGAUGACUGGAUGGUUCUAGUGUCCAUGGUGCUGGUAUGGGGACUAGGGAUCACAAAUAUCUCCGGUGCUGCCCUAGGGGCUUUGGGGGCUCACUCGGAGCCGGCGGGUCCUAAUGCGCCCCAUCACAAUACUAUCAUGCGAGGACCUCGGGAUGAGAUUGUUGAACAGAUCGUUCUGGGGUAUAGCAUUGUUGAGAAAGUUGCGUUUGGGGUUAUUAAAACCAGCGUAUUGCUGGCAUACCGGCGAAUCUUUCGGGGCAAGACAUUCAAUGUCGCUUCACUUACUAUGAUCGCUAUAUGUGCACUAUUAGCGAUAUCGUUUCUCAUCACUUCAGCCCUUCAGUGCCAUGUUCGAAACUGGAGUCUGCAGUAUUUUGCUUGGUCGCAUCGACGACACUGCAUCCAAGCCGAGAUCUCGUGGUCUGGCUAUGCCAUCACAGAUGUGGUCACUGAUAUACUUCUCUUGCUGUUCCCGGUACCAUUGGUAUGGCAGCUGCAGCUCACAAUCUUCAAGAAGAUCAGUGUGCUUCUGGUGUUCUUACUAGGCUCGCUAUCAACUGCUAUUGGUAUCACGCGAAUGGUGGUAUUGUUAUACUUCACCUACGGGACUUCUGAUGGAUAUCGUGAUCUGUUGGAUACUAUUUCGACUGCACUCAUAUGGAGUCUCACGGAAGCUUCUGUCGCUAUAAUUGCUUCCUGCCUACCAUCCAUUCGUCCUCUUGUUCAUCGGUCUUCUGCAAGUGAGUGCAUUAUGUUCCAAAACUUCCCCUCAACCUCAUCUGCCCGCCUCUGGUCAAGCGGAAGCUCAACCUCGCCGUCUCCCAGAGCUCCAACUGUCGCAACAAUGGCAGCCGUCUCUGCAGCUGGCAUUCCUGCCAAUUCAACAGUAUAUGUCAAGAAUCUAGAUGAGAGAAUCAAGCUUGAGCAGUUGAAAGAGGCUUUGGAGGAGAUUUUCUCGGAAUAUGGCACCAUUCUAGAAAUCAUCGCAAAGAGGAACCUCAAGGCAAAGGGCCAGGCCUUUGUCGUCUUUGACAACGUCGACUCCGCUACCCGCGCUAUUGAGGAAAUCAAUGGCUUCGACAUCUUCGAUAAGCCUAUGGUGUUGGACUACGCAAAGACAAGAAGUGAUGCGACGGUCCAGCGCGAAGGCGGCAGCGAGGAGCUAGAGGCUCACAAGCGCAGGCGCAUGGCCGAGAAAGAGCGGAAACAAGCCCAAGAAGCGCUCGAAGCACAGAAGAAACUCAAGCGUCCCGCCGCCGCCGCCGAAUCCACACGCCCAGCCAAGACAACCAAGGGAGCUGGUCUCAAGCCGACCUCUGGUGCCACGACUGCAGUCGUUCCGGACGAGUACCUACCACCCAACAAGAUUCUGUUCUUGCGGGAGUUGCCCGACGAGGCGAGCGAGGAGGGCCUGUCUGCUGUCUUUGGUCGUUUCGAAGGUUUCCAGGAAGUCAGACUGGUGCCCGGCCGAAAGGGAAUUGCUUUCGUCGAGUACGAGGCCGAGGCUGGAGCAAUCAGCGCGAAGGAGGCUACGUCUGGCAUGCCCAUGGGCGAGCAGGGCAAGCCGAUUCGCGUCACUUACCAGCGUCAAUAG